Paramecium sonneborni is the source of this 1415-nucleotide messenger RNA. Lineage: Eukaryota; Ciliophora; Oligohymenophorea; Peniculida; Parameciidae. The record is from the annotation of a GenBank genome assembly.
AUGAUAGUUUAUAAAAAAUAUUUAGUUUUUUAUUUUUUUAUUAAUGGAUACAUCUAACAUGUAAAUUUGAAGUUAAUUAUAAAUAGACCUGCAGCUGGAUCCAGACCAACUAAAUAGACAUUUGAUUAAGCUCCAGUUACAAGAUAAGUGUAAUUAAUGAAUUAAUAUAAAGAAUCUAAAAUAAAUCUGAUAUUUUUGGAGUGAAUUCACCAGCUCUUGUUUAAUAACCAUCAAGACAGAGUGUACGUCCAAAAACAGAUAUAUUUAGUACAGAAGCUUAAGUAACAAAGCAAUAAGAUGUAAAAGAAUUAGAUAUCUAAGGUUCGAUAAAAUAAAACCUUUUAAUCUCAAAUUUUCUCAUAAGAAUAAAUUUAAAAUGCUCCUCAACCUGCUAGAAAUUCAUAAACUUAUGAGACAUCGCAUUAAGAAGUUAAAAGAUACUAAAAAAAGAAUAAUGAUAGUAGAUAAGUUGAUCAUGGAAAAGAAUUCUUAUUUGGUAAAAGUGGUAAUUGUAUCAAAUUUAUAAUAAGAUUUUGAUGAAUAUAAAUCAUUAAAGAGAGCAGUCACUUUAAAUGAAUUUAAACCGAAACUUAAUUAUGAUCCAAAUAAUAGAAGAAAUAAGGAACUUUAUGGAAAUGAAAUAGCAAGAGAGCAUCUUCCAACAAAAGAAGUUAAUUUAGAAAUUUCUAGUCCUUAAAAAUCUAAAAAAUAAUAGUAACAAUAAUAAGAUCAAAAUCCAAGCAAUAGAAAAUUGAUGGAAAAUUAAUCAAGUGUUUUUGGAGAAAGUCCAAAGUAAAUAAUAAUGAAGAUAGUAUUAGUAAAGCAGUUUAAGGAUAAAAAGUAGAAAAACUAACAGCAUCAACUUAGAAAUGGAGUACAGUUGGAGGUUAAAGUAGCAAUUAAGUGAAAGAAUUUGAUCCAGAAACAUAUGCAAAAAAUAGAAAGGAAGCAGAACUAUAAUCUAGUGUAUUUGGUGAAUAACCUAUUAAAGUAUAACCUGUUUAGAUUCCAGAAUCACAAGAAGAAUCUGAAACUCAAUAAAGUAAGAAAAAAUAUUUAAUUUAGCUUAAUAAUAAUAAUAAUAAAAAUAAUAAAAAAAAGAGAGAUUAAUACCUAAUAAUUAGACAUGGUAAUAAACUGAUUCUGUAAAAAAUAUGAGAGAUUUUGAUCCAACUUAAUCUCAAGUAAAAGAUGAUAUUGAUCCAUCAUAAAAAAAAAUGGAUAUACUUAAAUCAUCUAUGGAUACUCAUUAAUUUGAACCAUAAUAAAUUCCAGCAAAUUAAAAAAUAUCAAAUAAAAGUCUUAAAGUAAUAUUUGAAAUUUAAUAAUUAGUAAAAAAAAGACAUUAUCUAAAGAGAAGAAAAAAUAAAUAAAGAAAAACCAACAAAAACAUAAAGUAAAAAAAAGUGAUAUCA